Molecule: messenger RNA, 795 nt
Organism: Penicillium cinerascens
Lineage: Eukaryota; Fungi; Ascomycota; Eurotiomycetes; Eurotiales; Aspergillaceae
Exons: 2
Coding region: 1-795 (264 amino acids)
Source: RefSeq, a predicted model, not a curated record
AUGACCAACUCCCUCUCCGCCGCUACCUGCGCCAUCUACGUAGCCCUCGCCUUCCCAGUACUCUACCUUCUCAUCCGAGACGGUCGCUAUGGCCUUCUAGGAUGGCUCUUCCUAUUCUUCUUUUGCACCCUCCGCAUGAUCGGUGGCGCGCUGGCAGUCAACGACACCAGCGUCAGCCUUUCCCCCCUCCUCACAACAGCUAGCAUUCUACACCUGGCGCAAGUUAAAGUGGAAUGGCUCUCCGUCCUCGCCUACCAGAUGCUCAUCAUCGCAGGCGUGGCCAUAACAGCUGCCGACUCCGCGAAACUUCAGGAACACAAGCAACUCCUCGACAAGGCUGAGACGAUCACCAGGGCAGGUAUUUCGAUUCUGGCGGUCGCGUGGGGGUUUUUGGUUGGCUGGACCGGGUUCUCAUUUAUUGCUCCCCGGGGACGGAAUUCCUCGCUCACGAGGGCAGGGAAAGUCGUAAGUAUCUACCCCCCCCCCCGCGUGUAUCGGAAUACUAUGGUAUUAUUUCGCGAGCAGCUGCUUAUGGCCGUCGCCUUCUCGCUCGUCUUCAUCGAGAUCCGAGUCUUCUACAGUGUUACUGCGCUGUGCACGCAGAGGGCGUCGCUUAAUCCCGUCACAGGGUUGCUGGUUAUCAGUGUGGUGCUACGGUUCCUGCCUGAGGUAUUUGCCACGCUUGUGUGUAUUUUUGCGGGGAUCAGUACGCAGGGUGCGGCGCUGUUGGCUCAUGUCGAGGAGGAGAAGGUAAUUUCGGUUCCACCAAAACCGCUUGCUCAACCCUGGAUUUAG